Trifolium pratense (red clover) is the source of this 1445-nucleotide messenger RNA. Its product is annotated as peptidyl-tRNA hydrolase ICT1, mitochondrial. Gene Ontology annotation, molecular function: translation release factor activity. The transcript has 8 exons. The record is from RefSeq and is a predicted model, not a curated record. Gene Ontology annotation, biological process: translational termination. Lineage: Eukaryota; Viridiplantae; Streptophyta; Magnoliopsida; Fabales; Fabaceae. The coding region runs from base 138 to 857 and encodes 239 amino acids.
UUUAGUCAUUUAUUUUUUAGCAGAUAAAAUCUGAAAAAAAAAUAAAAUAAAGAAAAAACCGUGAACAUGAAAUUGGUACCAGAAUCAAAUCAAAACAAAAUAAACAGAGUAGGGAUUGUGGACGUAACUAAACUUUGAUGUAUGGUAUGGCUACAACAAGCAGUAGAAUGGUGAAGGGGAUUUUGCUAUUACACCUCUCUUCCACUUCCACACCUCCUUCUUCUCUGCUUCGUCUUCUUACUCGCGACUUUUCUCGCCCUCUGUUACUCUCUUCUCUUCAAUUAAACCGUUCGCACCAUGCCACUGCAAUUCGAUGCGCUUCCUCCUCAGCUUCAGAUUCUGGUAACAAAAAAGUAUCCUCUCGGUUAUCACAGGUCCAACAGCUUCUCAAUGAAGCUGAACAUCGAUCUCUCUCCGCCGAUACCAAUGCCCCUAUUCCUAAAAUCACUUUGGAUCAUGUUACUGUGAAUUUUGCCAGAAGUGGAGGACCUGGGGGUCAGAAUGUCAAUAAAGUGAACACCAAGGUCGACAUGCGGUUCAAUGUUGAAAAUGCAUAUUGGCUAAGUGAAAGGGUCAGGGAGAAAAUUAUACAAAUGGAGAAAAAUCGCAUAAACAAGGAUGGAGAGCUUGUGAUUUCUUCAACCAAAACUAGAACGCAGAAGGGAAAUGUUGAGGAUGCUUUGGCAAAGCUUCAGGAAAUCAUUGAUGCAGCAUCUUAUGUUCCACCACCUCCAUCAGAAGAGCAAAAAAAGAAAAUAGCGAAGCUGGCUGCCAUAGGAGAGCACAAACGCCUCAAAAGCAAGAAGGUGCAAUCGGAUAAGAAAGCGCAAAGAAGAAGUAAAAGUAGUUGGGACUAAUACAUUGUUUUGCAGAAUCUUUAACCUAUUUAUCAUCUUACAGGGCACAAAAGUUCAAUCCUCUGAUACUAUCAUAAUUGAAUACAACACACAUCAGUUGAAUGGUUGAAGAUAAACAAGAAUUCAAACAACAUUAAUCAACAUGAAUGAUAUCCAAAGUGGUUUAUGGCUCUGCAUAGUGUGGUCAAAAUUGUGACAUAGUUAUGAUUUAAUGCAAUAGGAUAUCUUCAAAUUGAAAUAUAGCAUAUGACAUAGUAUGUUGCUUUUAUCUACAAUGUUUUCUUUGUCAGCUUAAGCUCUUCUGACUUGGCAAAUUGUGGCAUUUAUUGGCCUUUUGACAUGUGUCAUGAUAUAGAUCUACUUAGAUAUGAAGGUCAACAACUCUGUGGAAUGUGUCCAUUUUGGUAGUUGGGAAGGUUGGGUCCAUAGUGAUUUAUUUACUUGCUUUGGAUAAGAUUCAUUCAAAGGAAGUGUGUAUCAGAAUCAGAUAGAUAUUCAGAUGGUGUGAAAGAAAUGAAUUUCACCAACAGCCAUUAAUACCUUGCUUUCCAGUUUUACUAUAGAAACAUGAAAUGUUAUUUUGCUUGA